Arthroderma uncinatum is the source of this 2013-nucleotide messenger RNA. RefSeq lists its product as uncharacterized. The transcript is spliced from 3 exons. Gene Ontology annotation, biological process: regulation of DNA-templated transcription. The record is from RefSeq and is a predicted model, not a curated record. Gene Ontology annotation, molecular function: transcription cis-regulatory region binding; zinc ion binding; DNA-binding transcription factor activity, RNA polymerase II-specific. NCBI's taxonomy places the organism in Eukaryota, Fungi, Ascomycota, Eurotiomycetes, Onygenales, Arthrodermataceae. Bases 1 to 2013 code for a protein of 670 amino acids. Gene Ontology annotation, cellular component: nucleus.
AUGAACCCUCCGCGGAAGCGUCCAUGGUCUGUCGCGGAGCUCUCGUCCAACCCGUCGAACCCGUCGCCGCCAGAGGCAUUGCACCAUCUACACAAUGGAGCCGGCGAUAUGGCAAUGUAUCAGUCUCCAGACAGCUCGACAAAGACUCCCAACACCCCUCCGGUCCCGCUGGGGAUGGCGCCUCCCGAUUCACCCAAAAUCAGCGUCGCGGUGACCAGCCGCAAGUCGACGGCAUGUCCGGCCUGUAGGAAACAGAAGACCAAAUGUGUCAUGGACGACGACACCCCGCCAUGCAAGCGUUGCGCAGAGCGCGGUCUUGAAUGCUCGCCGAAUAAGUCAAUACAGGAUAUAAUGACCGAGCAGGCGAGAUGGAAUUCCCGAAUGAAUCGCUACUUUUCUCACCUCCAAACAGCUCUGAAUGAAGCUAGGGCAGCAUUAUCCCUUCCUUCCAUAUCCGCAGCAGAUGAAUUGGCUGUCAAGGAAGAGGACGUGAAAACCUCUCGGCGUGAACAUAUAGAUGAACGCCACAACCAGCUUGACGUUACCAUGGAGUCGGACACGCUCGCCUCUGCUCCAGUGCGGUCCCUCUACGAAGUCACAAAGUCAAGCGAGGUGCACGAAGGGUCAGCCCAGUUUUCAGGCCUGGUCAUGGAGCCGGAUUUUGUUUCUCGAGGCGUCAUUACUCAGGCGGAAGCCGACCAGCUCACCAAAACGUAUCUGACUCGGCUGGACCACUUCUUCUACGACCAUCUACAGAAAUACGCAGACAUUAGCGAAGUUCGAAAGACAUCUACUCUACUUGCAUUAACCCUAUGCACGGUGGCAGCUUUACAUGAUCCCCUAGGCACCGAGGCAUACGAUAAGCUCAGCCGGGAACUACGUAGCGUCACCUCCUCGUUUAUGUUCCGCAACCAUUUGGGGCUGGAAGACAUCAAGGCUCUGUGUAUGGGCUCAUACUGGCUAGGAAACCUUACCUGGGUAUUAUCUGGCCUUGUCCUCAGGAAAGCAAUCGGAAUGCAGUACCACACAGCCCAUAUGAACCAGCCACAAACCGAUAAGGAGGCGUUCGGCAAGUCACAGAUGUGGCUUUUGAUAUUCCUAGCCAACGAGCAGAUAUCGCUACUCCAUGCAUCUCCGGCUUGUGGGGUAGAAGCCGGGUAUAUCAACUGGAAGAAUCACCUGUCAUCUCCAUUUUCCGGUGAAAUCGACCUGAGACUUAUCAGCCAUAUCGACCUACUCUUACUUCUAGGGAGAGUGAGGCAGACAUAUGGGGUAGAUGCGACGAAAGCCAUUCCAUUAGCACUUAUUCCGCAGCUUCGAGAUUACCUUGCACAGUUGGAUCGAUGGUCCCAUACAUGGACAGGAAGACUGGCGCGGAAUAAAUGGCUGGGAAACUUCCCAUCGCAAGCUGUUAAGCUUCAUUUCCGGUUCGCAAAGUUUUUCAUAUGCUCUCACGCCUUCCGAGGGUUAAACGUGGAAUCUGUCUCUAUACCCCUGGCACCAGAAUUACAAGACAUUGCAGCCUGUGCAGUCACGACCGCCAUCUCUAUCCUGGAACUACUGAUCGAGUCUGACGAGUUGCGCGCAUACUUGGUUGGAAUUCCGCAUUACUUCCAUACCAUGUUUGCCUUUGCAGCAGUCUUCCUCCUUAAGGUUGCAACGCGUAAUAGGCAACAUGUCCACGUUGAUACUCACCUGGUGUUUCGUACCAGCCGUCGGGUUCUAGAAGUAUUUCAACAUUGUCCUUGCGCUAAGCAGCAUCUUGUACAUCGAAUUGCGGAAGGGUUGAAGGGUAUGAUUGAGCGGUGUGAGGGACAAAUCGCAACUGACGGCUCUAGCCACCCUGUCAACAGGGUAAUGAACAGGGAGCAUCAGAUACCGUCAUCGAUGGCACCCCCACCAACAAGUACUGCCCACUCUGAGAUGGUUUCUCAGGAAAUGCUGUCAUGGUUCAAUUUGGAGAAUUUUGAUUUUCUAUCCAUGUCCCCGCCCACCUGGAAUACUGAGUUUUAG